Stomoxys calcitrans (stable fly) is the source of this 1345-nucleotide messenger RNA. RefSeq names its product trypsin-1. Lineage: Eukaryota; Metazoa; Arthropoda; Insecta; Diptera; Muscidae. Gene Ontology annotation, molecular function: serine-type endopeptidase activity. Gene Ontology annotation, biological process: proteolysis. The transcript has 4 exons. The coding region runs from base 145 to 1077 and encodes 310 amino acids. The record is from RefSeq and is a predicted model, not a curated record.
UGCGAAAGUCAAUUGCCGGUGAAGCGUAAGAGCAAUUGGAAGUGUUGGCAGGUGUUGGUAUUGUGUGGCUUUUCGAUUAAUUAUUGGACUUAAUUGAAGUUAAAAGUUUUAAAAAUAAAAAAAAAUAACAAAAAAUUUGUGAAAAUGUACAGUCAAGAGGAUUUGCGUAAAAUAUUCAAAAUUGUCCUGGUUGUUAUGCUGUGCUGUGAGAUGCAACCCAGUGACACCCAAUUGGAUACCUAUGAAGAUCGAAUUCUAUAUAAUCGCCAUGAUCUCAAUGGCACAGAGGCCUCUUUCAACAAUACCAAAUAUCAUGCCUCCAUACGUCUAAAGGAAAAGGAUCAACAUUAUGGUGUGGGUCAUAUGUGUUCGGGAGCCUUGAUAGCUCCUUCGGUGGUGUUGACAACAGCGAGUUGUGUUUAUAACUAUGAUGAAAAUAAACCUUAUCAUCCAUCCGAGUUGAAAGUGGUUUUAGGCUCGAUGGCACGUUAUCAACGCCACGAGCAAACCUUAAUAUAUAGCGUGACACACAGUUAUCAACCAGCAACAUUCGAUGCCGAAAAGCUACGUGACAAUUUAGCCAUACUGAUGUUGGAACGUGACAUACCCGCUGUGAAUGAACACAUCAAACCGAUUACCCUGCAACCGUACAACACUAAUUGGUAUGACAAAGAGAGCGAUAAGCAAUUUAAGGUUACCACCUGGCUAAAGACACCCGAGGGUCUCUUUUUGAAUCCCCUCAUGUUUUUGGAUGCCACUCAUGUGGGCGAUAAGGAGUGCAAACAACAAUAUGGUCAUCUAUAUGGACCUGGCAUGUUGUGCAUGAAGACCUCAACGCCCAUGGUUUUAACAGAUGUCGGUUCUCCCCUGUUUGUGGACAACAAACUUAUGGGUCUGAUGAGCUUUACCAUGGGCACAGAUGACUCUGCGGUCUAUACAGACAUUACCUAUCAUUCCAAAUGGAUUGCUGAACAUAUUGGCAAUGGCCAUAAUCAAAACAGUUCAGUAUGGGGUAUGCUGGGAUUCCUAACACUCACCUGGAUUGCCGUGAGACGUUCCAAAUAUUUUAAGUUGUAAUUAUUGUUAUUUGUUACGUUACGUCAAAAGUAAUUUUGUUAGAAAAAAAGAUCUCGUUGAAGAAGAAGAAGAAUUUGUUAUGUUUGUUAAUUUAAGCACCUUAGAUGUUAGUAAGAGUACAAAGAAUCUGCCAAAAGCUGUUUUCGAGUAUAACAGUAUUUUUCUUUAGCAAAUAAGUUAUUGUAGCUAAUUUAAAUUGGAAAAGAUAUUCAAAAUUUUUUACAGUAAAAAAAAGAGCAACGAAUUGCAAUUUUACAACUUAUAACAA